AUGGCAGAAACAGUUCUCUCUUUUGUGUUAGAUCAGCUCUCAAUUUUUCUGCGUGAAGAGGGCAGAUUAUUGGGAGGGCUUCGCCAAGAGGUUCAACUCAUCAGGGAUGAGUUGGGGCACAUGAGAGCUUUCCUGGGAGUGGCAGAAACAAAAGAAGAAGGUGCUGAUCCCAGGCUCCAAGAAUGGAUCAAGCAAGUACGAGAAGCCGCUUAUGACACUGAAGAUGUUCUUGAUGAAUUCGUAGCUCGCUUUGCUCACCAUCAUGCAACAGGGUUCUAUGGCUCUGUUAGGAAAAUUUUCAACUCCAUAAAAACUUUGCGAGCUCGUCGUAAGGUUGCUGUGCAAAUGCAAAGCAUCAAGGCCAGAGUACUGAAUAUAUCUGAAGGGCAUCAGAGAUACCAAUCAGAAUUCGGCGGUACUACCCAAGCGGCCGAGUCUCUUGUUGCUGUUAACAACACAACAUGGCGCUAUAGCAGGGAUGAUGCACUUCUCGUGGAAGAAGCUGAACUGGUUGGCAUUGACAACCCCAAACAACAGCUAAUUUCUCAACUACUCGAGGGAGAUGAUUCCCAACUCAAAGUUGUUUCUGUGGUUGGCAUGGGAGGACUCGGUAAAACUACCUUAGUCAAAAAAGUCCACGAAGAUUUAGAUAUUAGAAGGCAUUUCCCAGUUCGUGCCUUUGUAACUGUCUCUCAACCAUGCAACUUCCAGGAGCUACUGAAAGACUUGACUCGGCAGUUACACAAUGAAUUGAAGAAACCAGUUCCAGAAUCGAUUGAGGCAAUGACUGCAAUUCAGCUGAAACAAUGUGUUAAAGAUUUUCUUCAACGAGCUGGAAGCCUUGCUUCUUGCAACAAAUCUCAAGAUUAUGUCUACAAAAUGGUGGCACUAUCUUUCGAAGAUUCAUGGACCCUAUUUUGCAACAAAAUUUUCAAAGGAAAUGGUUGUCCUGCCCAUCUAACACAUGUUGCAAAAGGUAUAUUGGGGAAAUGUGAGGGAUUGCCCCUUGCGAUUCUUGCAAUCAGUGGGCUUUUGGCUUUGAAAGACUUGAAUAUUGCAGAGGAAUGGGAGAUGGUUCGACGCAGCCUAGUGGGUGAAUUAGAAGGCUCUGCAUUUACCCAGAGGAUUUUGAAAUACGUUGUCUUAGACUUAGUUCAAUUAUGGUCAGCUGAAAGAUUUGUAGGUAAGAGGGAAGGAAUGACAAUGACAGAUGUAGGCUUCAAUUACCUCAGAGAACUUGUCAAUAGGAGUCUAAUUCAAGUGAUUCAAAGUUUUUAUGAAGGAAUCCCCUUCGCUUGUCGGAUCCAUGAUCUAGUGCGAGAAGUUGUUCUUUCCAAGGCAAGGGAACAAAAUAUGAUCGCAAUUACUACUGGACAAUACACAAGGUGGUUAUCUGAGAAGGUACGCCGUUUGGUAGUCCAUAGUAGCAGCAACAACACCGAGCAGCACCCAGAAAGCCAAUGUUAUAGCUUUAACCACCUUCGAUCCUUCAUUACGAUUGAAUCCAUGAAUCCACUGGUAUCCAGAACCUUGUUAUGUAAAGUUUUAAAGAGUAGCAGAUUGUUAAAGGUUUUGGAUUUGAGUGAUGAAAAGACAUUGGAGGAAAUCCCAAAUGAGAUUUUCAACUUGUAUCAUCUCAGGCAUCUGAACCUAUGUAGGACAGGGGUUAAAGCAGUCCCGAAAUUCAUAGGAAAGCUUCGAAAUUUGGAGUAUUUGGAUUUGCGUGAAACUGAAGUCAAGGAAUUACCCAUGGAAAUCCUGAAGCUACAAAAGCUUGAGCAUCUUAUGGUAUUCCAGAAUGUUGAUUCUUCUAAUGAGAGUCAUGGAUUUCAUGGGUUUAAAGCUCCAUCAAAAUUGGGAGGGCUUCUUGUCCUACAAUCAUUGACAGCCAUAGAUGCCAGUAGCGGAUCCGUAAUAGUUAAAGAGAUAGGAACAUUGACUCAAUUAAGAUGGUUAGGGAUUUCAAAUCUGAGAAGAGAAGAUGGAAAGGAGCUCUGCUCCUCCCUUGCCACCCUCACUAGUCUUCGGCAACUACACAUUGCUUCAAUUAGAAAUGAAGCUGGUGAUUAUGAGGUAAUGGAUCUGAAUCACCAUGAUCAACAACAACAUUCUCUUUCAUCUUCAAUGCCUUCUUCAUUUCUCCAAUCUCUUCGUAUGCUAGUAUUGCAUGGCCCCUUAGAAAAGAUGCCGAAAUGGAUAGCUCAUCUUCAAAGCUUGGUAAGAAUAGAUUUGGCUUGGAGCAGUUUAAGGGUUGAAGAGGAUCCGCUUGAACCCCUCCACCAUUUGCCAAAUUUGGUUACUAUUCAAUUUUGGGGAUCUUACCAAGGAGAGGGGUUGUGUUUCAAGACUGGAGGAUUCCUGAAGUUAAAGGAUUUGUACCUAAAGAAAUUAGAGAAGUUGAAAUGGCUGAAAGUGGAGGAGGGUGCAUUACCCAGUCUCCACGAACUGCGUCUGAUUGGACUCCCAUUGCUAGAGGAGUUACCUUUGGAUAUUCAACACUUGAGCCAUCUUCGAAAGCUGGGUUUGUCUGGGUUGAGUUCUCAACUGAUGGAGAAGCUAUAUAAUCUAAAUGAAGAUGGUGAAGAUUAUAGAAAAAUUGCACACAUUUCUGAAGUUGUCAUUGAAUUGUGGACAGAUGAGGAGGGAUGGAAACGUCGCCGGCUAUGGGGGAAGAAGAUGUAA
Messenger RNA from Coffea arabica (coffee), 2682 nucleotides. RefSeq names its product disease resistance protein RPM1-like. The record is from RefSeq and is a predicted model, not a curated record. Gene Ontology annotation, molecular function: ADP binding. Lineage: Eukaryota; Viridiplantae; Streptophyta; Magnoliopsida; Gentianales; Rubiaceae.